AUGGCCCACCUCACACAAAGCCCCGCAGACAAAGAACGGUUCAUCUGUCUGUACCCUGUUUACAUCAACAGUAAAAAGACUUUAGCUGAGGGACGGAGGAUUCCCUCAGAGAAGGCUGUAGAAAAUCCAUCAUGCUCUGAGAUCAGAGAUGUGCUCACGGCGGCUGGACUCAAUGUUUACGUUGAGAAUAAGAUGCAUCCUCGUGAGUGGAACAGAGAUGUGCAGUUUAGAGGCAGAGUCCGGGUACAACUCAAACAAGCCGAUGGAGAGCUGUGUAACGAAAAGUUUGACUCACGCAAGGAGGUGAUGUUCUAUGUGGCAGAGAUGAUCCCAAAGUUAAAGACCCGCACUCAGAAGAGCAGUGGAGCGGACAGCAGCUCGCAGCCUGGAGACGGAGGCAAGAAGAGCAAGAAGAAGAAGAAAUGA
Molecule: messenger RNA, 426 nt
Organism: Knipowitschia caucasica
Lineage: Eukaryota; Metazoa; Chordata; Actinopteri; Gobiiformes; Gobiidae
Source: the annotation of a GenBank genome assembly